AUGACCGGCGCGAAAGACGCGACAAAACCUGUCGCCACAACUUCAGCCUCCGCAACAAGCGCCGCCCCGGCCACCUCGUCUCAGACCGCGCCCUCGAGUACGGUCCCACUGAUGGCCGGCGCCAAUGGCAAUAAUGGCGCAUCCAACGCCAGCCCAGCGUCCAACUCUGCGAUAAAUAAGAAGAGAAAGAAGGAGGGUCUCAAGCCUAUUAUCACAACAGAAGGUCCUGCGCCCGGGCCGCCGCAUCUCACUACCAAUAUGAACCAACCAUCCCCCACGUCAUCGUCAGGUGCUGAAGAUGCCGCCGAAAACACAGCGGAUGAGGAGGACUCCGAGGACUAUUGCAAGGGUGGCUACCAUCCCGUCCAGAUCGGGGAGAAGUUCAAAGAUGGCAAAUAUACCGUGGUACGGAAGUUGGGCUGGGGUCACUUCUCAACCGUAUGGCUGUCGCGGGACAAUACAAACGGCAAGCAUGUCGCAUUGAAGGUCGUACGAUCAGCGAGCCACUAUACUGAAACCGCUGUCGACGAGAUCAAGUUGCUCCAGAAGAUCGUCCAAGCGAACCCCAACCACCCUGGUCGGAAAUACGUCGUCAGCCUUCUCGAUUCAUUCGAACACAAGGGACCCAACGGGGUACAUGUCUGCAUGGUAUUUGAGGUUCUAGGCGAGAAUCUGUUGGGCUUGAUCAAGAAAUGGCAGCAUAGGGGCAUACCACGAGAUCUGGUCAUGCAAAUCGCGAAGCAGGUCUUGAUGGGCCUGGACUAUCUACACCGAGAAUGCGGCAUCAUCCAUACCGACCUCAAACCCGAAAACGUUCUGAUAGAGAUUGGCGACGUUGAGCAAGUCGUGCAGAAGGUGGUCAAGAACGACAGCACGGAGAAGGAGAACCACAGGAAUGGGCGCCGAAGACGCCGAACUCUCAUCACCGGGAGCCAGCCGCUACCCUCACCACUCAAUGCCUCUUUCAACCGCGAUAAUAUGUUUCCAUCACCCAAUUCGCACACAAGCCUCAACGCCAUGUUGCACGAUUCAACUACGCCAUCAUCGGCUACCAGCGAGAAACAAGGCCAGAGGGAAAAGACCGCAACCUCGGUACUAACGACUGCGAGCUUCAGUGAUAUUCUUACGAAGGAGGUAUCAGGGAUAUCUCUAGACAAGUCAGCUGGUGCUGCGGGUACAUCGACAGAAAAGCGAAAAAGGAAAAGAAAUGGUCUUAUCAUCAAUGUCAAGAUUGCUGAUUUGGGUAACGCCUGCUGGGUAUCUCACCACUUCACGAACGACAUUCAGACUCGGCAAUAUCGUUCUCCGGAGGUGAUACUGGGUGCCAAAUGGGGUGCCAGCACCGACAUCUGGAGUAUGGCCGCCAUGGUGUUCGAGUUGAUCACUGGGGACUACCUCUUCGAUCCCCAGUCUGGCACCAAGUACGGCAAGGACGACGACCACAUCGCGCAAAUCAUCGAGCUCAUGGGUGCGUUCCCUAAGGAGCUAUGGAAGCCUGGCCGAUGGUCUCAAGAGAUAUUCAACAAGAGAGGAGAGCUGCGUAAUAUCCAUCGGCUCCGACAUUGGGCCUUAUCCGACGUGCUUCGCGAGAAAUAUCACUUCAAGGAUCCCAAAGACCUCACGCCUAAGGAGCGAGAGGAGAAAGAGAAGGCCGCCAGGGAACGAGCAGAAGCCAGGGUGAAAGCAAAACUGGAGGCAAGGAAAGCGGGCGAAGACGAAGAUGCUGUCGAAGACGUGUUCAACGAUGAACUCACACUCGAGUAUCACCCAACCGAAGUUGGCGAAUUCCUCGCACCGAUGCUCGAGUUGAUUCCCGAGAAGCGCGCUAAUGCUGGUGGUAUGGCGAAUCACCCAUGGCUAGACAACACACCCGGCAUGGAAAAUGUCAAGCUUGAAGGUAUAGUGCCUGGGAGCAAGGGCGAGGGUAUAGAAGGGUGGGCUACCGAGGUCAAGAAGCGGUAG
Anthostomella pinea is the source of this 1962-nucleotide messenger RNA. Lineage: Eukaryota; Fungi; Ascomycota; Sordariomycetes; Xylariales; Xylariaceae. The record is from the annotation of a GenBank genome assembly.